Micromonas commoda is the source of this 5670-nucleotide messenger RNA. RefSeq lists its product with no specific name. Lineage: Eukaryota; Viridiplantae; Chlorophyta; Mamiellophyceae; Mamiellales; Mamiellaceae. Gene Ontology annotation, cellular component: membrane. The record is from RefSeq and is a predicted model, not a curated record. The coding region runs from base 1 to 5670 and encodes 1889 amino acids. The transcript is spliced from 2 exons.
AUGAGGGGUGAUGGGAGACGAUCGCGCGCGCCGUGGCCGCUGCUGAUCGUCCUGCUGCUGUUCCUGUCGUGGACGGGACCGACGGCGCGGGCGGAGAAGGAUCCCGAUCAGGUGGCCCAAGGUGAGUUGAGCGCGAGCGCGUACGCGCCUUCGUCGGUAGGCGCCGAUGGGCAGCCGGCGGCGGCGCCGCCGCCGAAGCCUGAUCCUGGCGGCCGCGGCGCGGAGAUCGAGACAUACAAGGAUCACGACGAUUUCGGGAAGAUCCUGUAUCCCCCGCCUCGCUUGCCACUCGGCCCGCAGUGGGCGCCCUCCGUAUCAAUCGUCCCGACCGAACUCAAGUUUGUCGAGACGCCUCUGUGCCAGCCCACGACGCACGUGAUUCACGUGUACAACAUGGACCAGCGCGAGACCUUCAAGAUCUUGAGUUUGACCACAGACGCGGUGUACAUGCAGCCCGUGGACUUUCGAUCGGUGGAGGUGCCCCCGGGGCGGGGUCGCCAGCUGAAGGUUGCGUUUCUCCCGCGGUCGCUCGGCGGAUCUCACGGUUCGUUCCGGCUGCUGACAAGCAAGGGAUCCAUCGUGAUCUCCGCGCGGGGAGUGGGCGUUGAGUCACCGUACAAGCUUCAGCCGCUGGUGGGCGCCAAGGUGCCGAGCGGGGUGCCGUUCAUGUGGCGCCUCGAGCUGUUCAACCCGCACUCAUCGACGGUCAAGCUGGUGGAGGCGCUCUCCUCCGAUCACACCAUCUCGCUCGGGCCGCCCAGCGUAGAGGAUCUCGAGUCGCAGAAUAAGUUCGACGAGGAGGACAAGGCUAUCAUGGAGAAGGCGAACAACUCGGGCCGGGGCGGGGUCAGGAGUUUCCCCAGCACCAUCUGGGAGCUGCCGUCGAAGAGCAGCAAGGUUGUCCUCUCCGUGAAGCUCCUCGCCGCGCACGCCGGUCGCCACGAGGGAUCCAUCAAGCUUGUGCUCAACCGGACAAAGGGCGAAACGUACGAUAUAAACGACGUCAUGGAGAGGCACGAGCUGCACGUGCCGGUGCAGUUCGACGCGGCACACGGCGGCGUGUUCAGGUCCCCGGACCAGAUCGAUUUCGGCAUUGCGACGAGGAGGCUGGACAGGCUGCGGCAGACGGUGACGCUCUUCAAUAGCGGAGCGGAGCCUAUCAGAGUGAUGGACGUCUCGCUUCGUCCCGCGGAUCCGUCCCUGCGAGUCAAGUACACGAAGGGGUACAUCCUGCAGCCGUACACCGAAGAGCCCGUGAUUCAGCUCGUCUACUCGGGGAAGUUGGAGGGUGUCCGCAUGGGAACGCUCCUGAUCAGGACCAGCAACUCGAACAUUCCCAUCGAGGUGCCGUACAGGGCCAAGAUUCAGCACGGUAAACUGAGCUGGAACGAAGCGGAGAUGUCGUUCCUGUCGCCCGCGACUGGACGCAAGCCCUUCCCGGCUGUCUCCAACACGGUGCGUGUCUUGAACAACUUCAGGACCCCGAUCGCUUUCCACGCCGUUCGCGUCGUGAAUCGACCGCCGAGGUCCAACAAGAACACGGAGCACACCGAGGCGCAGGCUCAGAUUGCCCAGGGUAACGAGAAGCCCUCCGAGAUCGCCGGCGCGUUGUCGACCGCCGAUGACGAGGAGGUUUGCUGCUUUGAGGUGAAGGACUUCACGGGUGGGCAGGUCGUCAGCCCCGGCCAUCCCCUCGCGCCUUUCACUAUCGAGUACACGCCGCAGGACAAGAACGUCGUCUUCACCGCGACGCUCGAGCUUGACACCAACCUUACUACGCUGGAGAUACCCAUCGAGGUGCACCACGGACAGCUCACCUGCUUCGACGCGGACCAAGCCGAGAUGCGGGCCAAGGCGGCGGCGGAAGCGGCGGCCAUGAUUGCCGCCGCCGUGGUCACAAAGGACGCGGCCGGUAACGCACCGCGGGAUAGCGACCCCGCGGCCGAGGACUCGGGAGACGCGGUGCCGUGCGCGGUGCUCGCUGAAGGGAGGAAAGCGACCCGGGUUGGCGACGACAUAUCGCAGAUGGGUCUCAUCGACUUUGGCGUGGUGGGCGUCCCGGCGGAGCGCUACAGGCGCGUCGCCGUUUACAAUCCCAACCCGAUGCCCCUGACGAUCAAGUCCGUGGAGUCCAGCGUCAGAUCCGUGUCCGUGACCCGAGUCGAGGUCUCGGGCAGCAGCCUCAAGACACCCAUCUCCCACGUGGCGCCGGGGUCGCUCCUGUCCACCUUGCACCAGACUUCUCACAAGCCCCCCCCGCCGCCGCCGCGGUGCAUGACGGCGGAGGGCAAGAACGUCGCGUGCAAACAGGAGUUCUGGUCGGUGCAGCACAAGGGCGGCAGCGGCGCGGUGAUUAUACCCCCGCUGCACAUCGCCACUGUGCACGUGCUCGCCGCCCCCGAGCGGGAGGAGACGGCGCCAAAGGGGGCGCUGACUUUUUACCUCGACAACGGUCGGCAGCUCAUCGCGCCCGUCGCAAUCAAGGCUCUGAAGGGGACCAUCAGCGUCUCGGGGAUGAACACGCCCGUCGUGGAGCUACCGCCCACGUUCCCUGGGCGGCCCAUCCUUGCGCCGCUCAAGCUCAGGAACGACUUCAGGGACGUCGUCACGGUGAUCGGAUCGCGAUCCACGUCGCCGACAUUUUCUCUCGACCUCUUCGCGCAAAAGCUCAAGCCCGGCCGGGAUACGACCGCGGGCCAGGUGGCGUUCGAUCCUGCGCAUCUCCCGCGCCAGUACGCGUACACCAGCCUCGGCCGCGUGCGUCGCAAGCCCGAGUCUGAGAAAGUUAUCGAUAAGCGAAGGUCUAUGUUUGCUGCGAUGCUUGGCGCGGAUGUUGACGAUUCAAGGACAAAGACGAAGGCUAAGACUCUGUACCCCGACGACGUAGACGAACUUCGUAGGAUGACGGACGCGUGGCGCGCGGUGGCUGCAGACCACGGGGGCCACGCCGACGCUGGAGCCGGCGCUUUCGUGACCCAGACGGCUACCGUGCUGCUAAAGACGGAUGCUGUCGACCCCUUCCCAAUCGAGGUCAGGUCGCGACUGCUCAGGCCCUCCAUCUUCUCUGUCGUCGAGGAAGAGGAAGAAGAGCCGCCGAAGAAGACCAUGGAUGCGCGCUUCCAGUAUUCCACUUCGAAGUCGAAGCCAAAGAGCAAGGGUGAGGGCCAAAGGGUCCUGAACAAGGACGGCGUGGUCGAUUUUGGCUCGGUGCAGCUCGACCGCAGGAGCCCCCGCCACCGCGUCAUCGCGACAAACCCGCUGGGCAAUCAGGUCGUCUGCGUUCGCAUCAUGCCCUUCGUCGCCGCGGCGGAGAAAUCGAUCGCGGAGAUGGAGGGCGACGUCGAUGCGGCUACGAUAUCGGCCGCUAACCUGCACGUCGCGGGUGAGUACGACCCGCCAGGGGCCACCGGCUUUGUCCUUGAGGGCGGCGACAUCUCCAUGAAACGAAAGACGGGUGCGGGCAAGGGUGCCGCCGCGCUGGUGAGCGACGGGCGGGAUACCGCCUGCCUCGAACCCGGCGAGUCCGUCGACCUCGGUUUGCUCUCCUUCAAGCCCAAGGAGGUUCGAAAGUACCACGCGCACAUGUGCGUCAGGAACAACUUUACCACGCUCGAGUGCGCCACUCUCUCCGGGUCGGCGGAUGCGGUCAAGGUUUACGUCGCGAAGAAGCCGAGGGGCACGCAGGUCGUCACCGACGUCGGGUUCAGGCUCGCGAGGAUCGGGCUUGGCGGCGCGGAUAUGCUGAUGCAGACUGUGCACGUUGUUAACCGCGGAUCCGUCGCCGUGGAGGUUGCGAAGCCGUACGUCGGAGCCUUUGCGUGCGGCGGCGACGGCAGCGUCGGAGGAUACACGGUGCAGCCGUGCAAACCGUUCACCCUGCCCCCCGGCGGGAGCAAACAGCUCACCGUCGCGUGCUUCACGGAUAAGGCUGCGCAGGCGGCCAAGUACGCUCGCGGCGUCGCGGGCGUGUGGACCGCGCUCACCAUGGAGGUGUCGUCCCCCGACGGGGUCAAGACUACGCUCGUCGCCAAUCUUCACGCGUCGGAUGGGAUUGUCACCGGAGCGUACGCGGCUGGCGAGAUGGCGCGAUCGGGACCCCGGUCGCUCAUCGCGUGGCUGGCGACGAUGUGCUCGGGCGGCGCCGCGUGCUGGCUCUUCUACGCCAACCGCGCCUCGCUCCAGGGUGCGUACGAACGACGCAAGAAGGCGGCCGCGGCGGCGGCUGCUACGCGGCAGGAGGCGGUUGUGGCGGCUGUCGCAGCCGCGGCUGUCGCGACCAACGGCAAAAAGGCGAAGAGGCGCGGGUCGCAGGACAUCGGAAGCCCCGCGUCCCCGGGCGCGACCAAGAGCGGAAGUCCCAAGUCUCCGAUCGUCUCCUCCUCGAUGGACACCGAGUCCAGCCUCGGGUCCAGCCCGGAGAAGACUGAGUCGGUCCUCGCGAAGGCUCCCGAGCCGGAAACCUCCGGCAUGGACUCCGCCUCCGGUUCCUCUCCGGCGCUAUCCCCCAAGAUCUCCUCGUCAAAACUCCGAGACGAGAAGAAGCCGGCGGAUAAGAAGUCUGACAAGGAGGAGGCAGAGGUGGAGAAGAAGGAGGCGGCCAAGAGCUCGAGCAAGCCCUCGUCUCCCGUCUCCCCCGCCAGGAAGGAGAAGGCAAACGGAACAGAUUCGAAGAUCAAGUCUGUUCCCGCCCCCCGAACCGCCCCGUCGACGGAGAGCGCCAAUGGCAAGGUGUCUCCCAAGACGACCGUCUCGCCGAAGACGUCACCCGCCAACUCGUUCAAGCAGCCGGCGGAAAAGACGUCCGACAAGGCCAAGGUGAUACCCAAACCCAAGGGGGGCGCGGCUCCCAACCCGUUCAAGCAGCCCAAGCAGCAGCAGGAGCGGCUGCGGGAGGAGCAACCCGCGACGUCGCAGGCCCCGAGGCCGGAGCAGCUUCCCACGCCGAACGUCACGUUCGCCGGCAAGCCCAUACGCACCAAGGCGUCCUUCGGGAACGAGGCGGGCGACGACUGGAUCACGCCGCCCAAGCCGGCGGCGGCGUCUCCGACGUACUCUGAGCAAUCGCUCCUGUCCCCAACCGGACUCGCCGCCGAGGCGACGGCCACGGCGGCGGGGCUCUCGGUGCUGUCGUCGCCGUACGGGCACGAUAUCUUCGCCAGCGCGCCGUCUUCGAUGCAGCAGCAGCACCAGCAGCCGCCCCUUCCGCCGGGCCCGCCGCCUUCGAUGCAGCACCAGCAGCCGCCCCUUCCCGCGGGCCCGAGGCCGCCGAACCUCCGACAGGACGGCACGCAGCAGAUGACGCAACAGCCGCUCGGCGGUUUCGCCCCGGUGGGUUUGCCCGGCCUCGGAUCCAUCGGCGGCGGCGCGUCCGGCUAUAACAUGUGGGCCGAUCACUUCUCGCAGCUGGGCCAAGCCGCGGCCAAGCCGAGCAACUUGGCGACCCCAGACGACGUUCGAAGGCUGUCCGAAUCCGCCGGCGGAUCGUUUUUCGGCGGAGGCCUCGCGUCGGCGACUGACGGCGACGCGCUGGAGCCCGACGGCGUCGGGGGCGGAGACGGAGGCGGGUGGGGGCUGUGGGGCUCGUCGCACAAACCCGCGAACAGCGAUCUGGACGAUAACGAGUGGGAGCAGAAGAACCUCGACCUGCUCAACGACCUGGAACUGGACUGA